Biomphalaria glabrata is the source of this 3913-nucleotide messenger RNA. RefSeq names its product TOM1-like protein 2. Gene Ontology annotation, biological process: signal transduction. The record is from RefSeq and is a predicted model, not a curated record. Gene Ontology annotation, cellular component: membrane; endosome. Bases 78 to 1808 code for a protein of 576 amino acids. NCBI's taxonomy places the organism in Eukaryota, Metazoa, Mollusca, Gastropoda, Planorbidae. The transcript is spliced from 17 exons. Gene Ontology annotation, molecular function: phosphatidylinositol binding; ubiquitin binding; clathrin binding.
GGGGAGAUUAUUGGUGGAAGUGACGUAAAUUUUCAGAAAAAUAUCAUUAGUAGGCUACCAACAAAUCAACAAUCAAAAUGGCUGCACUCUUUGGGCACGGUAACCCUCUUUCUACGCCAGUUGGACAGUUGAUUGAACAAGCAACAGAUGGCUCUCUUGCAACAGAAAACUGGGCUCUUUAUAUGGAAGUGUGUGAUGUAAUCAAUGAAACAGAUGAAGGACCUAAAGAUGCCAUAAGAGCUUUUCGCAAAAAGAUUUCCCAGAAUGUUGGAAAAAACUAUACAUCUGUCAUGUAUUGCCUUACUUGCAUUGAAUCAUGUGUAAAAAACUGUGGCCGACGAUUUCACAUCCAGGUUGCUAAUAAAGAUUUUCUUCAUGAUUUAAUCAAGAUAAUUGGUCCCAAAAAUGAUCCUCCACAAAUAGUACAAGAGAAAGUAUUAAGUAUGAUACAGACCUGGGCAGAUGCCUUCAGAGGUAAUCCAGAAUUGAAAGAAGUAGAAAAAGUUUAUCAAGAACUAAAACAGAAAGGAAUUGAGUUCCCUAUGACAGAUCUUGAUAAUCUCGCUCCUAUACACACUCCUGCUCGGAGUGUUCCUGAGAGAGAGCCAGUACCUGUACAUGAAAGGGGAGGAAGUAGUAGAGGAAAAAAAUAUGCAGAGCUAGUUAAUGAGAUGGAUGAUGAGCCACCAGUACAGCCUUCACCUGGCUUUGCUCCUGUAGCUGCUUAUCCACCACCUACAGGAUAUAACCCUACCGCAGGCUAUCCUCCUGCUGCUUAUCCUCCACCUGCUGGUUAUCCACCAGCAGGUUAUCCAACUGCAGAGUUCCCUGCACGGAGUGGUGGGCCUCUAAGUGCAGAACAGACAACAAAGCUAAGGAGGGAGCUGGAUGUGGUGCAUGGCAAUAUUCGUGUGAUGAGUGAGAUGCUUACAGAGCUGAGUCCAUCUAAUGUUGACCCCUCAGAUUUAGAGUUGCUUCAGGAACUUAACAGGACAUGCCGUCAAAUGCAAUCUCGCAUUGUUGAAUUAUUAAAUGAAAUCGCCACUGAGGAAGUUACAAAUGAUCUCCUACGAGUUAAUGAUGAUUUAAACAAUGUAUUCCUUCGCUAUGAGAGGUUUGAACGGUAUCGUACAGGACAGACAGGCCAGGCAGGAACACCCAUGACUGAGGUCACGACCCAAGAUAAUAUGCUUCCUCCUACUUAUGACCAGCUUCCUGGUGCUGCUAACCCAAAUGUAGGAAAUUUAAUAGACUUGAGUGAUGAUGUAGUCCCGCAGCCUUCUAAUGUCAGCUCACAGUUAGCAGGUUUAAAUAUUGGUAGUCCAGCACCUAACUCCUUACCCCAAACACAACACCCUCCUCAGCCGCCAACAGUUUCAGAUGAUUUUGAUAUGUUUGCUCAAUCCAGACAGUCUUUUGAACAAAAUAGACAAGCCUUACCGGGCACUCUCUAUGAUACUCAACAAACAGAUACCUACGGAGGAAGUUUAAGCCAGGCUGUGAAAGUGAAAGCAACACAAGAUACCGGUACAUUAAAAAUGUCAGAUGAAGAAACACUAAAGUUACAAGAUAAAGAAACAGACUACGAUGAAAUGGAGCAAUGGUUAGCUACACAUGGUGCAGGUGAACAAGGAAGAGCUCAAGCACCAAUAACAAGUUCAGAGUUUGACAGAUUUUUAUCUGAGCGAGCCACAGUCUCAGAAAGUGUACCAAGUAUCUCAGCGCAGACAGGAGCUCAAAAUCCACAGAGAACUACUAGGACACUUCAGAAAAAAGAUGAAGAUGAGAAUCCCUUAUUUGCAUUAUGAAAGUUUAGGGAUGAGCCCUAAUGUAAAUGUAUCACCAGUGAUAAUGAACCAAUGCUUUUUAUUCGGAUGUUGUUUCUUUUUCAAUGAACAAUUCAAGGUGUUAGUUGUUUAAUUUAUGUUUUAUUUUGCUUUUGUAGGCUAAAUAAAACAGUUUUGUGUUUUCAAUGUUGAACUCAUAUAUCCGUAUAAAUCUAUAUGACUGUACAAAAGAAUAUUAUAAUAAAGCAAAGAGUUUAUUACAUUUGUAUAUGUAUCGGAUUACUGGUUGAAACAGAUUCAACAUUAUUUUUCUUUUAACCUUCAGAAAUGUUGUGAUUAUAUUGGUGCAUGAUAAAAACAUAUUGGGUAACAGUACAAAGUCAUUCAACUAAUGUUCAACUAAUAUAUUAAACACAGAAGUUGUUGUUUUUUAAAUAGAAGAUACUUACAAAAAUUUAUUUACAAAAAAAAAAGUACUAACCCAGCAUGAAUGUAAUCCUUUUGAAAAACAUUGUGCAUUUAAAGAAUUGUAAUAUUUGACUAUUUUUGUUUGUAUAUUACUCUUAUGGAUUUACUCUUGUGUAAUGGAAGAUUGUAUUCUGUAAUAGAAACAUUUAUUUAACAUUCCUAUAAAAUUACCUUAGUAACAGCAGAAUGUCACAUUUAGCAUGUGUAAAAAACAUUUUUUAUUCUUGUAAUAACCAAUGAAAGCUACAACCAAGCUAACAACUCUAUGCUACAUAGGCUAGUUACACAUAUCCAGUAUGAAGUGCUGACUCUUUGUUUGAAAGGUGGUUGGCAUUCCUCUGUUGGUCAAUGAGUGUAUUACACCCACUAGCACUGCAUUAGAACUAUUUUAUAACAUUUUGCUUCAACACUGUGCUCAUCUGAGACAAUGAUUCCAAUUACUAUACCCUGUAACCAAUGAUAAAUAUAUUACAAAUUCUUUUCUUUAAAAAGUAGUUCAAGUUGUCUGUUAUGAUGAAAAUGUGUUGAAUUUCAGUUGCUUUUUAGACACAUUUCUUUGGAAGACUAACAUAUGAAGUUCAAACUGUCAGGAUGUACUUGUGAUUCUCACUUUAAUCUUAUUACUUAAGCUGUACAUUAUCUUGAGUUAUGGGGAUGAAUGCAUUUUUUUAAAGAUUACUCCUGAAGUAUGGCUCUCUAUAGUGUUGUAGUAAAGGUAGUAAUGUCACAGUUGUUGGGUACAUGCUUCAUAUUUGUCCAACAGGUACAGGUGUCAGGUAUUACUGUCCUGCAUUAUAGAUUUAGUAGUUACUUUUGUGGCAAUGACAUUUUAUUUUGGACAUGCUUUCUGCAAUUAAAGUAAAAACAACAUGCUAUUGGUUGUUGAUGCUAGAGUAUUAGCUUAUGACUGUAUUGUUCUUAUGUGUAUUUUAUUAUGCUUUUAUUUAAGUGAUGUUAAGAUCUGUAUUGUACUCAAACUUAGUCAAAGUCAAAAUACACUUAUAGCUGCCAACUUCAAAACCAAUUUUUUUUUUUAAUGUUGUAGGAUUUGUUGUGAUAUUUUUCAUUAUUAUUACAAUAAGGGAGGUCUUAUUGAUACUACUUGUGGUCAUAUUUUUUUAAAAUGUUUAACUUACAUUCAGGUGUUAGAAAUCUGCAAGUUGAAUAGUUGUUUUUUUAUUAGUCAUUUUGUUUGUACAAACUUAUAAUAAAUUGAAGCUGGCAAUUCUUCUUACUGUUAACAUUUGUAUCAGAAUCUUUGUUGUCAUGACAAAUGAGACCAAAUGAAAAUGUUUCUUCACUUCAGAAAGAAGUUGAAUAGUGUGUGAUAGCAAACUAGCAGUCAAUAGGGUUUUUUUUAUUGAGUACACUGUAAUUCUACUGUGUUGCAAAUUUGAAUUUAUUUGACACUUUUUUUUUUCCCCAUCGAGAAGCACUUUUUUCCCCAUGAACAUAACUGAGUUUUUACUAUGGCAUUUUUAUUUACACAAGGAAAUCAGAGAACAUGCUACCUGCAUUUUCCUGUGAAUGUUUUAACUUUCGUUGUAAUGUCCACUCAGUUUCCUGUGAAUAUUUAACUUUUGUUGUAAUGUCCACUCAGUUUCCUGUUGAUUUCUCAUCAUGUUGCAGAUAAUUAAAUAAAACAAAAACACAUUUCA